AAAAAAUACACAGUACCCCUACUGGUGUGAAGUGAGUAGUGAGUAGUGAGAAGAGACAGAGAAGUAGCAGAGAAGAAGCGAAGGGGUGGGAGGGGUCCAUUUUGCUUCAGUGCACGAAAAUAACUCAUUUCAGUGUAUUGCAUUUUUUUUUUUGUCAACUUUCAUCUCAAUCAAUCUUUUUUAAACUCUUCCUUCUGCUUGUAACUAACUCUACCAAUAUCAGUGUGCUCUCUUUCUAUUUCUCUUUGCAGCUGAGCUAUGCUUCGACUUUUAACAUAAGGACCUCAAAUUUUCAGCUACUUCUCAGAUCCGCACCACAUUCUUCUCAAAAACUUCUACAUUGUCUAUAAUUAUUCUUGAAUUCCCUUUUUUCUUUUGGUUUUAUUGUAGAUCUUGCUUAAUUUCAGUGCGUUUCUUCGCUUGUCUUAGUGAAUUCCUAAUAUUUUAAAAAAAAUCUUUUUCUGCUAUUUUCCGUUCAAUCUGUUGGUUGAGGAAAUUGAAUUGGUGCCCUUAUUACAUUUUCUGUACCUUUUUUGACGACUGUGGUUUCCGGGCCAGCUUGUACGCACAAUUCCACCUGGAUUGAGUUGAAGUCCCAUUGUUCCCAGCGUCAGGCUUUUAGUAAUGGGGAAGUCUCCGGGAAAAUGGAUCAAGGCUGUGCUUUUUGGGAAAAAGUCAUCCAAGUCUAGUUUGUCAAAGGACAUCAGCGGUGAGAAAAGGUUUGUGACAAAGGCAUUUGUGGGGGAUCUUGCCCCUAAUCCACCAAUCCAGAAUGUUGAUAGGGGUUCUGAGACUGCAGUGGAGAAGGGGACAAGCAUUGGCAUCACAUGUGAUAGUGCUGCUUUAUCCUCUGUGAUACAAGAUAUAGAGUCGCAAGUUACAAAUGGAGCGCUUUCAGCUGAUGAUGCCGAGUUAAAAAGGCUAGAGCAAGCUGCAACAAAAGCACAAGCAGCCUUUAGGGGUUACUUGGCUCGUCAGGCAUUUCGAGCACUUAAAGGCAUUAUACGGCUCCAAGCUCUUAUUCGUGGGCACUUGGUAAGGAGGCAGGCAGUUGCUACUCUACGCUGCAUGCGGUCAAUUGUUAGUGUUCAGGCAUUAGCUCGUGGUCAAAGGGCUAGACUUUCAGAUCCCGCCCAUCAGGUCCUUAGGAGGUACAAUUACGGAGAACUUAAGGAUGCUAAGCAGGUGGACUUAACUGUUGUAAGCAUGUCUGUUAGGCCAGAAAAGCUAACAGCUAGUGCAUUUGUUUGCAAGCUUCAUGCUGCAGUGCCAAUCGCCAUGCCCUUGAGCCUUCAGUAUGAUGAGUGUGAACCUAAUUCAGUUUGGCAGUGGCUUGAACGCUGGUCGCUAUCUCGCUUUUGGGAGCCACUUCCACAACCAAAGAAAGUUGUUGACACAAAGUCACAGAAAAAACAAGCCAGCGUACAGACUGUUGGGACAGAAGUAGUAAGAUCAAAACGGAGUGUCAGGAAGGUUCUUUCAGCAGCAACUGGUGAUGCUAGUACUGUAAGUUCUUCUGAACCUGAAAAAACCAGGCGUAACAUGAGGAAAGCCAUGACUCAUAAGAUAGAAUCAGUGCAAGAUCAACCUCAAAAUGAACUUGAGAGGGUCAAACGGAAUCUAAGAAGAGUUACUGCAGCUGUGGCAACACCUCCAGAAAAGUCAGACGCAGAAACUGAUAAGGCACGACAGAUUCCUAUUCCAGCUCAAGCUCAGGCAAAAACCUCAAUAUCCUCAGCUUCUAAUGUUGGUGAAGUACUGGUGGUUAAUUCUCCUGAGAAAACAAGUGAUUCAAUUUCUGAAAUUGACAAUUUAGCUUUGACUGAAGCUCUGAGUGAUUCAAUUUCUGAAAUUGACAAGUUAGCUUUGACUGAAGCUCCUAUGCAAGUAGCUGGGGAGGAACCAAAUGAUGUGUUGCAUGAUCAUCAUCCUACAGUUGAGCAACAGCAAUUAGAAGAGGAAAAUGUUGGUAAGAGCAAGAACAGUCCAAUUGUUAAUGAGGAGCUUAGCUCCAAAGAAGAUCAAACUAGUAAAGAGAGAACUAGGAGGAGGCGAUCUCUUCCAUCAAAGGAAGAGAACUCUGAGAAUAUCUCUCAGAAUACACCAAGUGUACCCAGCUAUAUGGCAUCAACUCAAUCUGCAAAGGCGAAGCUUAAAGCACAAGGGUCUCCUAAGGUAAGUGAAGAUGGAGCUGAAAAUGGUGUUGUCCGGCGUCAUUCUCUACCAUCCUCUACCAAUGGCAAAAUCAGCUCAUUGUCACCUCGGGUGCAAAGGCCUGUUCAAGCAAAUGGAAAAAGUGGAAACAAGAACAACAGAUCAAUGUCAGUUUCUAAAGAUGAAAAAGCGUUUCAACCUGGUUGGAGGAGAUGAGUUCAACAAUUUGCUCAAUCAACAAACAGUAAUGGUGCAUGUGGUGGCAACUUUGUUUCUUGUGCUAUCUUCAAAAGUUUAAACUGCUAAUUCAGAACAGCUGUUGUUUGAUAUCAUUAGCAUCUUUAUCAUGUUUCCAUUAGUGGUGUGGGUUUGUUUGCAUGAGAAUGUACAGUUGGUUGUAGAACGAGAGAGAAUGUUUCAGUUAACAGCAUGUAUUUUUUAUUUUUUAUCUACUGUUUUUACUUUUUACUAAUUGA
Nicotiana tabacum (common tobacco) is the source of this 2630-nucleotide messenger RNA. RefSeq names its product protein IQ-DOMAIN 31. Gene Ontology annotation, molecular function: protein binding. NCBI's taxonomy places the organism in Eukaryota, Viridiplantae, Streptophyta, Magnoliopsida, Solanales, Solanaceae. The record is from RefSeq and is a predicted model, not a curated record.